AUGAUAACUACCGGCCUAUUGAUGGCCGGCAUUUGUAGCGCUAUAUUCGGUGCACUCCAAUGGAUACCAUCGGGAACCACAUUCAUAGCCAUAGCAAUGGCCAGUCGUACUAUUGAAGGGUUAGGUGCGGCCGCUUAUUCUGUCAGCUGUUGGACAACUGCCACAAUAGAGAUGUGUUACGGUGUGGGUAUGAUAUUUGGUCCGGCAAUCGGUGGUCUACUUAAUCAAAUACAGAAGCUAUCAUCGGUAACAACUGGCGGCAUAUUUGUCAUAUCGGGUGCAUUGUAUGCACUGUUCAAUCAAGUUUGGGCUUAUUUUGCCGAUAAAAUGCCGACAAACUGUCAUCCGUUAUGCCUAAUAGGCUGUACCUCAUCGUUGAUAGCCUUCCUAAUUGUUGGUCCGAUGCCUUUCUUUCCCAUUGAAUCUAAAUCUGGUUUUCCCGAUAAUGUUUCCACAUAUUCAGUAGUUUCCGGUAUAUUUUCAUCAGCAAUGGCAAUGGGAUCGGCAAUCGGUCCGGGAAUUGGCGGUUAUAUGUUGGGACAAAUGGGCUAUCGAUGGGCAACUGUACCCAUAGUUGGCCUACAAUUGUUUGUGGCCAAACAAAAGGGUGCAAAUGAGACAUGGAUUGGCAUAAUAAUAGCCGAGUAUCAAAUUGCCUUAUUUUUUGGUUCAGCAAUUUUUGGCAAAUUUAUACCUCCGCUGACACUAAAGUUUAUGAUAACUACCGCCCUAUUAAUAGCCGGCAUUUGUAGCGCUAUAUUUGGUGCACUCCAAUGGAUACCAUCGGGAACACCAUUCAUAGCCAUAGCAAUGGCCAGUCGUACUAUUGAAGGGUUAGGUUCGGCCGCUUUUUUUGCCACAACAGAAAUGUGUUACAGUGUGGGUAUGAUAUUUGGUCCGGCAAUCGGUGGUCUACUUAAUCAAAUACAGAAGCUAUCAUCGGUAACUACUGGCGGUAUAUUUGUCAUAUCGGGUGCAUUGUGUGCACUGUUCAAUCAGAUUUGGGCUUAUUUUGCCGAUAAAAUGCCGACAAACUGUCACCCGUUAUGCCUAAUAGGCUUAACCUCAUCGUUGAUAGCCUUCCUAAUUGUCGGUCCGAUGCCUUUCUUUCCCAUUGAAUCAUAA
Messenger RNA from Oppia nitens, 1125 nucleotides. Its product is annotated as MFS-type transporter SLC18B1-like. The coding region runs from base 1 to 1125 and encodes 374 amino acids. Gene Ontology annotation, molecular function: transmembrane transporter activity. The transcript is spliced from 11 exons. NCBI's taxonomy places the organism in Eukaryota, Metazoa, Arthropoda, Arachnida, Sarcoptiformes, Oppiidae. The record is from RefSeq and is a predicted model, not a curated record.